Messenger RNA from Pocillopora meandrina, 10515 nucleotides. Lineage: Eukaryota; Metazoa; Cnidaria; Anthozoa; Scleractinia; Pocilloporidae. The record is from the annotation of a GenBank genome assembly.
CAGAGCGAGACCUGCCGUGAGGUGCCGUGGGUUUAAGAGUAGUCGUUCGUCCUCAUCCUUGAUUGCGUUUAUUCUCACCAGUGUUAUGUGUGAUGCGUCGCAGAAGUGCGCUGUUAUUAGACCGAAGAACUUUGCAGUUUAAUCAUGGGUUGCAACCACAGCAAGAAGCUCGAUGAUGAAGACUGUGUCAAGACGAGCAAGCUGAACGAAGCAUCACGUGAAGUGGGGUGCAAAGAAUUAGUCAACAAUGAAAAGGGGAAAAACUCUGAGAAAAAGCCAAAGAGAGGACGUGUCCUUGAAGGAAAGCUUAGCUUUGAUGCUGUUGUCACGGAGAAAUAUGAGAUCAAAGCGCUCAUAGGAAGAGGUUCAUUUAGUAGAGUCGUCCGUGUUGAACAUAAGGAAACAAAACAACCUUACGCGAUCAAAAUGAUAAAGGUUCGUGGUGGUAAAGACAGCUUCGAGUCCGAAGUUGCUGUUCUAAGAAAGGUGAAGCACGAUUACAUUGUUCAACUGUAUGAAGUUUUUGAGUGUCCAGAGAGGAUCUAUCUGGUUAUGGAGCUCGCAACAGGCGGUGAACUCUUGGAUCGCAUCGUUUGUCGGGGAUCUUUUACAGAACACGAUGCUACUCGAGUCCUUAUUAUGGUACUAGAGGGAGUUAGUUAUUUACACUCUCUUGGAAUAACUCAUCGUGAUUUGAAGCCGGAAAAUUUAUUGUACUAUCACCCUGGAAACGAUUCCAAAAUCAUGAUUACCGACUUCGGAUUUUCGAGCGCUUUUCAAAACUCCGACAGCGCGACAAUGGAUACAAUUUGCGGAACACCGGAGUACAUUGCACCAGAAAUACUCAAGAGGCAACCGUAUACAAAUGCAGUAGACAUGUGGGCUAUCGGGGUUAUCACGCACAUUCUUUUGAGCGGAGAAAUGCCAUUUUCAGACGAGAAUCGUACGAGGAUGUAUCAUGCAAUUUUGAAGGCAAAGUAUUCGUAUAUCAGUGAGGUGAGUAGGCUUGUGUACAUACAUGCAUGAUAGCGCUUUGUUGAUUGAUUUUAGUGGUUUGUUGAUCGCUCUCGAUUUCUCCUGAUGUGUUAUGGUAAUCAGGUUAAGCGUUUUCGCCGGUAACUAAGUUGUUCGGUUUUACGGAAACUCUUUACAAUAGUAAGGAUAACACUGUGAGAAAAUUCGUGUUUGUAACCUGCCCUACAAUGAAACGGUAACUCGAUGUAGCGGUAUCAGUUACGAUCGAUUUUCUCUGGCAAGGUUUCAAAGAUCUUUUGUCCUCUGACAGGGUUUUCUUGUUCGGAUAUUGUAAUCCGUGUAUUAGCGUAAGCAGAAAUCAUCUUGUGACGAUUGUUACCGUAGUUAUUCUUUGAAAAGCUCUUAUUAUAAAGUAAUUCUGGACAAACUUAGCGCGUUCGUGCGUCAAAUGCUAUACCAAGUUAUCUUCUUUGUUCUUACACAAUGCAAAUUCGCUUGCCGCGAUCUGUAGGACAGUGACCUCUAUAAUUAGCUUUCUUUGAAUAGAAUCACCUUCAGCGCAUAAUUGUUUUAUUGAAAAGGAAAAAAAAACAAAUUAUCUUCUAAACUUUAUUUUGUUCAAUUUUGUGUUUGAAAUCAAGCGGAAAAGAGAUCUAUUGUCUGUGCGCUUGGUGCGAAGAACAAUUGUUUCUUGGGUCUGGAACGUUCGGUUUCUUUGUUGAAUGUAAUAACUGUUUCUUUAGAGGCUCGAUCGAGGGCAACAGAGAUGAUUUCCUGUAGUUAUAAAAAUGUUACGAGCAACUUGGUAAUAAGAGAUGCCGGCACUCGUGCUUGAUUUAAACUCUCGGAAAUGUUCCUGACAUCGAAACGUGAAACAGAACGUUAUACUGUAUUUCCUGUGAUUAUGCAAGUUAUUUGGUUUCGCUGCCAGCCUUCAAUCGUAAAGCAACCGCAGCUCCAUAGUUAAGGCAUUGUUCACCUGUUGCGAAUCUGCCUUUCUCUUUUCCGUGCAGGUCGCUGAAUAGGGCGUUUGGGGUGGCCUUCAUGAUCCCUAAACAUUCCGGUCAUUUUGCGGCGAACCCUACGCUUGUUUGCGGUCUGGUGCUAUCGUCAGAAACAUUCGCUCGAAUACGGAACACUGUUUACAUUUCAGCUAUUCGAGACCAUUUUGUUGUUAUUUAUCGUAACAUUUAGACCAUUUGUGCAAGGUUUUCAAGCUAAAAGCUAUGUCAUGUAAUGUGCUUCAUAAUAUAACCAAAUUUAAGGGAUUUCCCGGUAUUAGGCAACGUGUAGUGUAAAGUCCGUUUGUUAUAUCUAAAUCGUAUUAGGAUCAAUAACUUCAGGUACGAAAUCUUUCAAAAUGAUAGAUGGGAGAUAGCAUUUUGUUAGUAUACAUUUGUUCUGGAAAAAUUAGAUUACAUUAUUCAAAUUAAACCUCCCACCUCAGAAUCAUCCAACAGUGGAUUUUAAUUCACAUUCGUCCUACUAAUGUGUUGCGAACACGUCUGAAACCAGGUAAUUGGCCCAAUAACAAGACCUAUAUUUAGCAACAAAUAUUGUUUAACUCACUAAUAGGCAUUCAGUGGAUGUAUAUCAAUAAAGUAUCUGGACACUUAACACACAAAUUAAAUUAAGUGGACUCACUAAACAUAUAUUCAUAAUUAUUUUCCCAAUGGAAACCAAUUCUUAAGUAAAAACAUGUGAGAUCUGAGUCUUCAACAAGGACCCACUGAAAUAAAUUCCUAAAAAUCCAGUGCCUUAAUUCCAAGAAUACUAAGGUUAGUUUCUGUGAUUCUUCAUAAAGAUGCACCCCUUACAAAGCAUGCAUGUGGACUCACCAUUUCCUUAUAACUCAGAGACGUCUUUUUGGGGAGGUUAUUACGAGGUCAAACAACAUCCAAACUCUCUGAAAAAAUAUUGCCCUUCUAUUCCAAAGUAAAUUUGACUUGUUACCUCUUUGAACUACCUUUUAUCAUGGGUUGAACCCAAAGGAUGCCAAGUAUUUCAGCCAUCAAAUCUGCAAAAGAAUCUGCAGGUGUGUAAACAAAGAUAUGAAAGUAUUUAGGGAGCAUAUCCUUUCUCUAAAUAUUCAUGAUCACUAUAUUCAACUUCAUAACUAAACAUGCGACUUAAGAAAGGCGCAAUUCAAUCUAUUCAUAUGAAAAUACAUAACAUUGGAAACUCAGGGUAAUGCACUCUUGGGCAUUUCAUGAGAAACUGUGACAAGCAUCCAAACUCAGCGGUGCGCAACUUGUCAAACAAACAUUUAACUAAAAUGAUGAUAACAAAAGAGGGCCAAGGCUAUUUUUAUGUGUUGUAAAAAUCACGGACAUUUGCAGAUUUCAGUGUUCCCCAACCAUUCCAGGUUCUGCGCAUAUAAGGGAAAUUUCCAGAAGGCAUCAUCGGAGAUUCAACUGAUAUUGAAUUUGGUGGGAGUGUAGCCAAGAAAUUGAGGAUUGGUUGUAAGCCAAAACUAUCACCUAUAUCCUUGACAUAUAUCUUGCUUGAAUGAUCUUGGAGCAUCUAGGAUAUGAUCAGCUUUUAGAAAUGCUCCUUAUUUCUCUAUUUCUCUAUUUGUCGCAAUCAAUCCUUAAGGACUGCAGAUGCUUCUCAUUUUGCAUUUUUGUUAGUUAGCUAGCGCUUGCUAUUGGGAGACAAUGGAAAACUAGUCAUCAAAGAAUUAAGGUUUAACAUGUUAACAUUUCAUCUUCAAGUUUGCGACAAAGAAAACUGCUAGUUAAUAUUUCCUUUGAGAUCAAUUUAUUGUUAAGAGUUUCUUACAAUAGAGUGCUUGGCUGUGUAAAAAUACAGAGUAAUUAUCCAUGUAUCACCUGUCACAUGUUCUUUGCCUUUUACUAUUGGUCUAAUAUGAAUGAGUAUGGUUUUAGGAGAAAUUGAUCUGAAAAUGUAUAGCACAGCAGAGGGGCUUUUCAGUGUUUUCCACUAAGAUUCUUAAAGAGUGUUUCAUUGGUAAGGUCAAUUGAACAGGUAACAGUUAUAUUAUUUUGACACAACCACACUAAUCAAAUAUCUAAACUGUGUUUAAGAAAGAAAGGAAAUAAGGACUGUUUCAUAAUUGAAUGACACGUGAGAGUGGCUGUGUGGUCAAAGUACAAAUCAGUAAGCUAAGCACAGUAGAUUUCCUAACCCCUUAAGAACUGAUCACAAUGUCUGUGAUAUAUUAUAAAGUUUUUAAUGAAUAAAUGCAAACCAACCUGUAGUGAGUUGAUAUAAUGCAAGCCACAAGGGCAAACCAAAACCACAAUAAAAUAUCGUAAGUAUUGUAAAGAAUUUUCUUUACAUUUUGAAGUGGGUGGAUGUUACUGAAUGUUAGAACAGUAUUGUGUUUCAAGUCUUAAUUUUUAGAUAAUACACGUUAGAUGAUAUUUGAGCACAAACUGCUCUAAAAUUGUCGUCAGAAUUAAAUGAAGUAUGAUUUUGGUCUAAUUUUGAGUUGCAAGACUGAAAAACCUCUGCUUUGUGAUGUUUAUUUUUGAAUUCUAAAUAAGAUUAGGAAAAUUGCAUCAAGAAAGGAACUUAAAAAAUCAUGAAACUUAUAUAUUUGUCAUAUGGAAGGAAUCAUUACCAGCAAUAAAAUUUAUACAGUUGUAACACACCCAGUAUAUGUGAAAACCUUAAGUCCCUUGAGGUAUGUUGCUAAAUAAAAAUUUGAAAUAUGUUGUAUCUGUCCAUGAUCAGGAGGUUAUAGACAUGAGGUGUCUUCAUGCCAAUGAUAGAUUGAGGCCAUGAGACCAAUGCUCUCUGAAAUGUUUAUCCAGUUCACGUGAUUAUCAUUUUUAACUUGGUAAAAACAGUAAGGGGCUGAAAUUUUUGAACACACCUCUAAAAGAAUAAAUACACAUAGGCAUUAAGCCUGGAAAUCUUAUUCAUGGUCUUUGUCACCAUAUAGUGGUAUUAAGCACUGCAUCUUAUUGAAUAAUCCAAUUUUAGCAUUACAUACAGGUAAAUUUUGUUCAGAUCAUGCAAAGUUUUCUCCAAAAUGAAACUGCUACAGUUCUAAGAAUGAUAUACAUGUGUGAACAGGUUGAUAGUAUUUUUUUCCUCAAAGAUUGUUGUCUAGAGGCAGUGCACAAGGAGAUUUUACAAACUCAAAUGCUAGGGCUAAUGCUUCCUGGGUCAAAGAUGAUAUAGUGACAUUGUAAAUCAAGAAAGUGUGACGGCAAAUUUUCCAGAAACAUAACUCUUAUCUUGUUUGGUGAGUGUUCCAGCUUGGAAAUCUAUUUGCCUCACAGCAACAUUCUUAUCAUUCUCAACCAAACUGUGAAAGGGCUAGGCAAUGGAACUUGAAGCUGUUCAAACAAAAUUUACUCAAGUUCCACCAUUCUGAUGGCAAUGCUAUUCACAGACAUAUUAACAAAAAAUAGAUGGUUAUUACUCCAUCCUUUACCAACAGUUUUGAUGUCUUACACUGGUAAUUUUUUAUGUUUUUUUGUUUUUGCAUGUCACCCAGCUCCUUCAACUCUAACACUCAUUUAGUUUUACUUGCAAUGUUUUCUAGCCACAAGUAUAUUUUCUAUGUUUACAGCUUGACUAAUCUUGUCAUCAAAUAUUUUACUCAUUUACAAGUUGUGAGGUCAGUCCCCCCCCCCUUAUCUACAAAUGGUACAUACAUGAAGAUUUGUCAGAAAUUUAGUAAUAAAUCCUCCAUUCACAUUGGCAAAUUAACAGCUUUUACGACCUAAUAAGUAUUCUCUUUUUUUUAACCAAAUAUAAUAAAAUUUGUACUAAGCAGACACCAGCCAGUCCUGCCUUCGUCCUCUGCCAUAUUUUCUGUAAAUAAACUAGCCAUGAGAAAAAGUGCACACUAAAAUUGAUCCCUUUUCCUGCCACCUGUGUUAAGCAGACACUGCUAUAGGUAGGGCUAAAGAUUUUAUCUUUGUUGCAAUUGCAGUUUCAGUUUAUGUUCAUGUCACGUUACUUAAAUUGUUUACAGUGCACUGGAGCCUGUUGUGUCAACAAGGCGUGCUAAACCAAAAACUUAGAUAAGGGAAACACAAACUUACUUACUCUUCUCCAACCAUGUUUGCAUCAAAUUCAUGAUAGCAAUCCAUAAAAUCAGAUUGUACACAAAGAAGAAAGUGGGCACCAAACAAGUUAUUUAAUGAAGUAUUCAAAAUGUAUGUGUAAUGCUAUAAUGGAUAAGUUGCCAAGUGAUCAUGGAACAACAAUUGGAACCUGCAUUGAGCAGACACUAGCAAGUCCCACAAUUGUCUACUUAAUACAGUUCUCAACAGGGUAAUAUCUUGGAGUAAGGUAUAUGAUUGAAAGUGGUUUUGGACAUUGACAUUUCUGUGUGUAUUUACAUUAACCUUUGGGGUGUUUUACCGCAUUUGAUUUAAAAAAAAAUGAUCGUAUUUUUCUAGGUAUGAAAAUUACAAACUAUGGAAACUGUUCUGUAACAAUUUUUCAACAAGAUUAGUUCUGAACAUAAAUUUCAAGGCAAUUUCCCAGACAAAUAAGUAGACAUGAAACAGGGUUGCCCCUCUGUGUAAAAAAAAAAAGAAAAAAAAAAAAGUGAGGGAGGUAGAGUCUUGUGAACCUACUUUCUAGUGACAUUACCUGCUAAAUCUCAAGAAUGUCACUUUUGCUUUUACCUGAGCAUGGAAUGUCUGAGAGUUAAGACAGUUCAAGCAAUUACAUUAGUUUACUUAACCCCUUAACUCCCAGGAUCUCAUUGUUAAUUCUAAUCCUCUACCUGCUACACACCUCCUCAUAAAUUAGUCAUGAGAACUUGUUGUUAGAUCAAGGUAACAACUACUACCUGAUUAGUUUGAAUAUUCUCAUUACCUGUUUGCUAGAUAAUGUAAUGAUUAUGGGAAGAAGUUUCAUGUUGAUCACUUCAGGGAGAUAAAGCGUUAAGGAUUAGAACGCCUUUUAGACAUAUCAAACUGAGGUCAUAAGAACUCGAAAUACAUCUGUUUUGGGAGCUAAAAAACGCAAGACUAGCAUUAAACAGUUAAAAGAUACUGGCUGACACAGAGGUGGUCAUUUACUCAACCCCAAAGGGAUGAGGUUAAUAAACAUCACUUUCACCAACACUGAGUUUUAAAUUUUUGUCAUGUUUAAAGCACAAAAGCUGAAUAAUUAGCAAAUGAAAGAUUCCCUUUAUUGGUGACAACAUGCUGAUGUACAAGCUGAAAUCAAACAAAGUUUAGUUCUGAAGAUGAACAAUUUCAUGUGUUCUGUUUGACCAGCACAGUUUUAUUGGUUAGCUUAACCUACAAUCUCCAUAUUCUUAAAAGCAGGAGAUCAAGGCUUUGUUUUGAAUAAGAAAAUUAUCCACACAAUUCCUGUCAUUUUAUGACAAUGAUAUUGUGGAACACUUGCUAAAUUUGCAUUUCUGAAAAAAUGACUAUUUCUUACACUGAGAAUUGGUUUAUAUUUAUUUUCUGGAGAGAAAGUCAUUGCUUAAUUCCAAGAAAAUGAAAAAAUAAUAGGUUAUCCUGUUCAUUUGCAACAGAAUGACAAUUUACCUCUCUGGUGAGCUCUGCUCUAAGAGAAAAAACUGCAAUUUCUCAAAGUGCACAAACUUGUUAUGUGUGAAAUUACGCACAAUAAGGAUGUGCAAGCAAUACUACAGAAUGCCCUUCAAUAAACUGAGAUGAGUUCUGGCCUUAGGUUGUGUUCAUAAUCUUAAAUGUAGGUAGUCUAAGAAGUGGUCAACCUGCAAUCAAUGAAAUGACUUGCUAUUUUUCUAUCUUAGGCAUGGAAGGAUGUAUCAGAACAAGCGAAGAACUUUAUUGACAAGUUACUGGUAGUAGAUCCUUGUAAACGGAUGACUGCUGAACAAGCUCUUAGAGAUCCAUGGAUUGCACUUAGUGUUGCUUCCUCAAAUUUGAAAGACCUUCAUCGUUCCUUCAGCCAAAAUUGGUUGAAAAGUAGCUCUCGGCUUAACAGUGCUAAAUCAAAUGCUUCUCAGAACUGGGUGAAAAAUGGCUCUCGAUUGAGCAGUGCAAAUUCAAAUGCAUCUCAAAAUUCUACCAGAUCUUUGCGGUCAGGUAGAUCCAAACGGAAAAAUAGCUCCACAGUUCCACAGGAGACAACUGUACAAAGUGAAGAGAUCAAACAAAGUGGAACCAAAUCGAAAGAUUUGAGGGAUUCAAAUGUUAAGCUAACAAAGCAUUCUGUAAUUAAUGAGGAUGACAGAGAAUUUUUUAACAGUACUAAUACAGAGCACGAAGGUGAAGUUGCAGUUCUAAAAGUAACUACAGAAUGGGAUAACAACUGGCAACAUGGCGUGAGACAAGGUCCUGAUUUCAAUGGUCAAACUAUUGAUUCAACUUGGAAAGUGCAAAGCAUGGCAGAUGAUUCAAAUGAGGAAAUACAGACAAAGCCAAUUCCCAUUGUGAGAAAUGGAGCACAGCUGUCACAUUUAGUAUUGAGAGAUAAUUUCUUUGAAGAGCAAACUGCUCAAGAGACAUCCCAAAACUGGUUCCAGGAUAGCAUACGUAGAACUUCUUAUGCAGGAGAAUCUCUAAGCAAAUUUCACUCAUUGUCUCCAUCAAGGAAAAACAAAGUAUUUUGCACCUAUGAUAGCAGUUAAUUACCGUACAUAUUUUUUCAGACAAAUUUUAUACUCAAAAGAUUUCACUCAAUGAAUUUUAUAAGAAACAUAGUAUUUUGCACUUGUGAAGUGCAAGUUGCUCCAUUCAUGGAAAUUGUUUACAGUUAAUUUAGUCUUAUUUCAAGAUUGCCCUCAAUUAUCAUGAUAUCAUCUUCAGUCAUCACCAAGCAAAAUUCUAACAUUUGGGUUAUGGCAACAUUAUUUUCCAUUUCCAAGCUUCUUUUGCAUACCUUAUUUAAGAUCCCAGGACAAGUGGAUUUUUUUGAGGGUAUCAACAUCUCCAUUCCACUUUGUGUGUUUGCAUCAUGUUACAUGUACCUCAGUCUUCCGUUAACCCAUAGAUGAAACAAAAUAAUAAAUCACUUAAAAUAGUGAUUGAUAAAAUUUUAUAAUUGCAUUUAAAUGUAUAUCAAAAAUUUUAUGAAGGUUGUGUCUUGUGUCCAGGUCUCUGAAGAAUAUAAUAUAUACAAGUAUAGUUACUGAAAUUACCAAGCUGCAUGAUGGAAAAAAUCUUUGUACUGUCACCAAUUCACUUUCUUUCAAUGAUCUGCCUCAUAUUCUCUGGUCUGUCAUCAGUUGUUACAAGCCAUUCCCAAACUUUCCCUAAAGAGUUAAUAACAAUUGAUAGAUUACAGUUUCCAGUAAAGCUUGAUGGGGUAUUAUUAUUAUUAUUUUAGGUAAAAAGACUAGAAAUUGCCUCAUCUAUGGAAAUCAUUUUUAACUUUUAAAAAGUCAUCCUAAUAAUUUAUGGAAGUUGUCAAAUGAAGUAGUGUAGGUCCCAGUACUGUAUUCCUAGACAAUUUCACAGCUCAGUGAUAAUCCCAGUAUUGCAGCCAAAAUGAAUUUUAGUCUUCCUUGGGUAAUUAAGACCUGGACACAUUUAUUGACUUUGAAAGUAAUAAGAUAUAUUUUCUUAUCAGAAACUUUAUACAUAUUUUUACUUUUAUAUAUUGAUCUAUUGUAAAUGCGAAUUUCAUAUAUCCUGGUUUAAGGACACACUAUAAAUAUCACUAAGUAUGCAACUAUGACCAAAUAAAAUGUAGAAGAUUUCAAGAUUUCUGGAAAUUGUGAAAUCAGAAUUACCUCAAAUUUAAUAUAAUGUCAAAGCUGGAGAUGUAAAAUAAGUAUUUGAGUUAUAGAGAUGUAUUUAUUUCAUGUACACAUGCUGUAAAUAGAAUGCAGAGUAAGAAACUCUCUGAUUUUCACUUGGAAAAUCAGUAUGCCAUGUGUACAUGUAUUUUAUACCAGAUACAUGCAUAUGAAAAUUAUGCUGGUCAUAAAUAUAUAUAUAGUGUGUGUAUAUUAUAUAUAUAUUCCAGAUGUUUCCAUAUAAGGAUGGUUUUGUUUGUUGUAGUGGUUUUAUGUGGUACUUUAAUGUUUCAAAUUAUCAUAGUGACGAUGAGUCUCUUAAUACUUAUAGGAUAUGAACUGAAUGAUCAUUCAAAUCAAACUGGAUGUAACUCCUUAAAAAAGCUGAAGUAUUUAAUUAAAACCUUAUCAAUUGAUGUACAUUUUGCCUUGUUCAUCUACACUGCAUCAUUCAUUCUCUGAACCCUUUAACUCCUAGAGGUGAUUAACAUAUAACUUCUCCCUAUAACAUCAAUACAUUGUCCAGCAAACGGAUAAUGAGAAUACCCAAACUUUAUCAAGCCAAAGUUGUUGUCUUGAUCCAACACCAAAUUCUUGUAACUAAUUAACAAGGAAAUGUGUAACAGCAAGAGGGGCAAAUUAACAAUCAGAUCCUGGGAGUUAAACAGUUAAAUAUAGAAACAAACCUCAUGUUCUGUGGUGAACUAGUAACCUGUAAGUGCAGGUAACCAUUUUUUCCAACUCCAAGAAUUUGUUAUUAGUGAUUAUCAUGUAGGUUACUGCUAAUUCAUUAUUUUAAAGAAAAUUCUGAAGUUUUCUAGAGCACAAAGCAAUAUUUUGAGAAUUCUUUUUUCCAGACAAUUAAC